GCGGCCUCUCCGGGGGGAGUGCGGGACAGCCCGCCUCGCAGAGGGAUCCGGCGGCGGCGGAGCCGAGCGAGCGCAUUCCCUCAGCUGCCCCCGGCCACCCCCAUGGCCUCGCCGCCCCCGCUGCUGCUGCUGCUGCUGCUGCCGCUGCUGGCCGCCUCAGCGACUCUCGCUCCCGGCGCCAUCCCGGCGCUCGCAGCCAACGGUAGCGCGCCAGCCCCGACCGUCCUGACGGUGGCCAUGGUGCUACCCAAGGACAACCCCAACUACCCGUGGGCGCUGCCGCGCGUGGGCCCCGCCGUGGACCUGGCCCUGGAAGCGCUGGAGCCGGCGCUGCGGGCCGCAGGGCUGGCGGUGGAGAAGGUGAUCGCCACGUCCGAGCUGAACGGCGCCUGCUCCGAGUCGGUGGCGCCGCUCAAGGCCGUGGACCUGAAGCUUUACCACAACCCGGACGUGCUGCUGGGGCCGGGCUGCGUGUACCCGGCGGCCGCCGUGGGCCGCUUCGCCUCGCACUGGAGCCUGCCGCUGCUCACCGCCGGCGCCGUGGCCGCCGACUUCAGCCGCAAGCAGGAGCACUACAGCACCAUGGUGCGCGUCGGCCCGUCCGCCCCCAAGCUGGGCGCCUUCGUGGCCCACCUGCACGGCCACUUCAACUGGAGCUCGCGCGCCGCGCUACUGUAUGUGGACCGCAAGACCGACGACCGCCCCUUCUACUUCACCAUCGAGGGCGUCUACGAGGAGCUGCGCCGCGCCAGCCUGAUCGUCGGCUACCACAUCUACGCGCCCCGUGACAACGGCAGCGCCGCCGGCGACGAAGGGGGGGGCCCGGACGCGGCCGUCCAGUUCAUCCGAGCUAACGGGCGAGUCAUCUACAUCUGUGGCCCCCUGGAGAUGCUGCACCAAGUCAUGCGUCGAGCCCAGUUGGAGGGCAUGACCCACGGUGACUAUGUCUUCUUCUAUGUGGAUGUUUUUGGAGAGAGCCUGCAAGGGGAUGGGCACCAGGGGGCCGCCAAGCCCUGGCAGAGCAAGGAGGGCCAGGAUUCGGGCACCUUGCGGGAGGCCUUCCAGACGGUGCUGGUGAUCACCUACCAUGAGCCCCAAACUUUGGCAUACCGAAACUUCCAGAACCAGGUGAUCCUGCGGGCUCGGCAGGAGUAUCAGGUGGAGCUCAGUGGUUCACUGAAAAACCUGGUGGCCGGCUGCUUCCAUGAUGGGCUGCUCCUCUACGCUUUGGCCCUGAACGAGACCCUCCACGAGGGCGACCCCAAGAUCAACAACAGCCGCAUCCUGGAAAAGAUGAAGGGGCGCAGGUUCCAGGGGAUCACUGGGACCGUGAGCAUGGAUCAAAACAAUGACCGCGACACAGACUUCAACCUGUGGGCCAUGAUGGAGGGAGAGAGUGGAGAGUACCAGGUGGUUGGACACUACGUGGGAUCGGAGAAGCAGCUGAAGUGGCUGGGGCCUAUCCACUGGGUCAAGGGGCAGCCACCUCUCGAUAACCCCCCCUGUUUUGACAUGGAUGACCCCUCCUGUGACAAAAGUGCGCUCAGCACCCUGGCGAUCCUGGCGCUAGGGGCCGGACUCACCUUCAUCAUGUUUGGGGUUUCCAGCUUCCUGAUCUUCAGGAAGCUGAUGCUGGAGAAGGAGCUGGCCAGCAUGCUGUGGCGGAUACGCUGGGAGGAUCUGCAGUUUGGGGGCUCGGAACGCUAUCACAAGGGGGCAGGCAGCCGACUCACCCUCUCGCUGCGUGGCUCCAGUUACGGCUCCCUCAUGACGGCCCAUGGCAAGUACCAGAUCUUUGCCAACACAGGACUCUUCAAGGGAAACGUGGUGGCCAUUAAGCACAUCAAUAAGAAGCGGAUUGAGCUGACGAGGCAGGUGCUCUUCGAGCUUAAGCACAUGCGGGAUAUCCAGUUCAACCACCUGACCCGGUUCAUUGGGGCCUGCAUUGACCCCCCCAACAUCUGCAUCGUGACGGAGUACUGUCCUCGUGGCAGUCUGCAGGACAUUCUGGAGAAUGAGAGCAUCAACCUGGACUGGAUGUUCCGCUAUGCCCUCAUCAAUGACAUUGUCAAGGGCAUGGCCUUCCUGCACAACAGCAUCAUUGGCUACCACGGCAGCCUCAAGUCCUCCAAUUGUGUGGUGGAUAGCCGCUUCGUGCUCAAGAUCACGGAUUACGGUCUGGCCAGCUUCCGCCAGGGCCAUGAGAGUGAGGGCAACCAUGCGCUCUACGCCAAGAAGCUGUGGACGGCCCCAGAGCUGCUGCAGAAGGGGACGCUGCUCCCGCCCCCCCCAGUCAUGCAGAAGGCGGACGUGUACAGCUUUGGGAUCAUCCUGCAAGAGAUUGCACUGCGCAGCGGCGCCUUCUAUGUGGAGGGCAUAGAGAUCAGUCCCAAGGAAAUUGUGCAGAAGGUGUGCAACAGCCAGCCGCCCUACUUCCGGCCCACCAUCGACACCCGCCUGCACAGUGAGGAGCUGGCUGUCCUGAUGGAGCGCUGCUGGGCUCAGCAGCCGGCCGAGCGCCCAGAUUUCGCCCAGAUUAAAGCCUUCAUCCGGCGGUUCAACAGGGAAGGAAGUACCAGCAUCCUGGACAACCUGUUGUCACGCAUGGAGCAGUACGCCAACAACCUAGAGAAGCUGGUGGAAGAGCGCACGCAGGCCUACCUGGAGGAGAAGCGCAAGGCAGAGAAUCUGCUCUACCAGAUCCUCCCCCAUUCAGUGGCUGAGCAGCUGAAGCGGGGUGAGACGGUGCAGGCCGAAGCCUUUGAUUGUGUCACCAUCUACUUCAGCGACAUUGUAGGGUUCACCUCCUUGUCAGCAGAGAGCACCCCCAUGCAGGUAGUGACACUCCUCAAUGACCUCUACACUUGCUUCGAUGCCAUCAUUGACAAUUUUGAUGUCUACAAGGUGGAGACUAUUGGUGAUGCCUACAUGGUGGUGUCCGGCCUGCCUGUGCGAAACGGCAAACUCCAUGCCCAUGAGAUUGUCCGAAUGGCCCUGGCGCUCCUGGAGGCUGUGAAGACCUUCCGCAUCCGGCACCGUCCCAGUGAGCAGCUGUGCCUGCGCAUCGGGGUCCACUCUGGGCCAGUGUGUGCAGGAGUGGUGGGUCUCAAGAUGCCGCGCUACUGCCUCUUUGGGGACACAGUCAACACAGCUUCACGCAUGGAGUCCAAUGGCGAGGCCUUGAAGAUCCACAUCUCUGCCGCCACCAAGGAGAUCCUGGAUGAGUUUGGGUGCUUUCUGCUGGAGCUCCGGGGGGACGUGGAGAUGAAGGGCAAAGGGAAGAUGAGGACCUACUGGCUGCUGGGCGAAGAGAAGACGGACGUCAUCUGAGGGGGGCCUUCCCUCUGUGGGGACCCAGCAGGAGCAGCUGUGUGGUGGAUUUGCUGUGCCUUGGAGCAGCGAGGGAGGGCACGAAGCGGCCAGCCUGCAGGCCAGGAGGGCUUCGCACCUAGGGAGGCAGCAGCUACGCCUUGGGCAGACGGGGGAGGGUCUCGCUGCCCUGGACACCAAGGGGUCUUCCCCGCCCAGCCUGUGACAGCCGGGCAGCAGGAGCCCACCUGCUGAUCCAACCGCAGAUGCCCUUUGCCCACUGGGGCUCCUGGCCUCAUUGCCCCGCCCCCUUGGCUCAGCUGGCUGAGCCAGUCUUCCAGCCCUGCUGCUCGUUUUCCCCCCUUGGUUGCAAAUUCAGGAACCAGUAAGCAGUUUGGUCUGAAUAGAAAGAAGGAAGAGAGAACAGCCCCCUCCUCCUUUUAGCAGGAGAAAGGAUGGCAAACAGUCUGUUCAGCCCGGCUGCUUUUGUCGUGGGAGAACCCCAAGGAAGUUUCCUGGAAACUGCUCUGGUGGUUGGGCCUUCAGUUCUUGUGGAAAUUUAACAGGGAAAUCAACACUUUGAGGAAGGGUCCCUCCAUGCCCCUCCGCCUGCAUAAGCUUGGUGCUUUCCCACUGGCCCAGAUGGUGGCAAGGAAGCUUUCAAAGCUUGGGGCAGUUUUCUGGACCGUACAGCAACGGCUGGUCAAGGCAUUCUGAGACAGGGGUUGUGAACGUUGCGCACUUCCUGAAAGGGGUGUCGCCAGUCCGGAUGCUGGAGGUACCCUGUAGAGAGGGGUAAAGAGGCUGAGCAGCAGCCAGGUGGGCGGAGCUGCCCUCCUGGCAUGCAUCACCCGGCCUUGUGGCUGGGUUCAAGCCACCUGGCCAGAACAUACCCUCCAUGCUAGAACAACAGCUGCCCGGGCUGUCUGCCCGCCUGCCAUGUCCUUCACAGCCUCUCAAGGACAAGCCUCAUGAGAGAGGGCAGAAAGGCAUGGCAACACCAGGUUGGACAGGGUAGCACUCACCGGCACCUGCUGGGCAUGUUCAAGCCAGAAUGUCUGCGGUUGUUCCAGCCGGUAAUCGUGGGGCUGCAAGAGGAGAUGAAGUCAUGAGGAACUACCGGGGUGUGUCCAGGAGGGAGCCUGGCUGCUAUUCUGGCCAGCAGGGCCCCUUACCUGAAUGGGCGGCUGAGGCACAGAAUGGAAGAACUCCUGCUUGUAGUCCCGGUGGGUGAUGGAGAGGGACUCCAUGGGCUCAGACAGAGGAUAGGCGUCGCCCGCCAGGAGGCUCAUGCUGCAAACCAACAGCGACAAGAGCAGCUGAGCCAGGAGCUGCACUGGCAGAAGAGUGGGGGGUGGCUGGUUAUAGAUGCUUCUCUUGCCCCCUCCCCCCCCAGGGGCAGAAACCACCUCAGGGACCAGAGUGCUUCCCUUGGCAAGCCAUGUGUGGGACCUCCAGCACCGUCAAUGGCACUGAACCCAGGAAUUUUAUUUUAUUUUUUGUCACCAGCAGUUGGCGGAAGGAAGGCUGGUGGGGUCAGUGCAGCCACCAGCCCCGUAGAAACCUCAUCCUGGAAAGAUUUUAUACGUUCAUUUUCUAGACACAGAACAAAUGGGCAAGGAUCAUUUUUCAAGCUGUUCAAGCGUUUUAUGAAUAAAAGAGAGCCCC
Ahaetulla prasina is the source of this 4977-nucleotide messenger RNA. RefSeq names its product natriuretic peptide receptor 2 (gene NPR2). Gene Ontology annotation, biological process: intracellular signal transduction; receptor guanylyl cyclase signaling pathway; cGMP biosynthetic process. Bases 103 to 3330 code for a protein of 1075 amino acids. The record is from RefSeq and is a predicted model, not a curated record. Gene Ontology annotation, cellular component: membrane. The transcript is spliced from 22 exons. Gene Ontology annotation, molecular function: protein kinase activity; guanylate cyclase activity; ATP binding. NCBI's taxonomy places the organism in Eukaryota, Metazoa, Chordata, Lepidosauria, Squamata, Colubridae.